CUGCCUCCCAGCCCAGCCCCUGGCUGGAGACAUAAAUAGGCCCUGCAAGAGCUGGCUGCUUAGAGACUGUGAGAAGGAGGUCCCCCACGGCCCUUCAGGAUGAAAGCUGUGGUGCUGACCUUGGCCGUGCUCUUCCUGACGGGGAGCCAGGCUAGGCAUUUCUGGCAGCAAGAUGAACCCCCCCAGAGCCCCUGGGAUCGAGUGAAGGACCUGGCCGCUGUGUACGUGGAUGCACUCAAAGACAGCGGCAGAGACUAUGUGUCCCAGUUUGAAGGCUCCGCCUUGGGAAAACAGCUAAACCUAAAGCUCCUUGACAACUGGGACAGCAUGACCUCCACCUUCAGCAAGCUGCGCGAACAGCUCGGCCCUGUGACCCAGGAGUUCUGGGAUAACCUGGAAAAGGAGACAGAGGGCCUGAGGCAGGAGAUGAGCAAGGAUCUGGAGGAGGUGAAGGCCAAGGUGCAGCCCUACCUGGACGACUUCCAGAAGAAGUGGCAGGAGGAGAUGGAGCUCUACCGCCAGAAGGUGGAGCCGCUGCGCGCAGAGCUCCAAGAGGGCGCGCGCCAGAAGCUGCACGAGCUGCACGAGAAGCUGAGCCCACUGGGCGAGGAGAUGCGCGACCGCGCGCGCGCCCACGUGGACGCGCUGCGCACGCAUCUGGCCCCCUACAGCGAUGAGCUGCGCCAGCGCUUGGCCGCGCGCCUUGAGGCUCUCAAGGAGAACGGCGGCGCCAGCCUGGCCGAGUACCACUCCAAGGCCACCGAGCAUCUGAGCACGCUCAGCGAGAAGGCCAAGCCCGCGCUCGAGGACCUCCGCCAGGGCCUGCUGCCGGUGCUGGAGAGCUUCAAGGUCAGUUUCCUGAGCGCGCUCGAGGAGUACGCUAAGAAGCUCAACACCCAGUGAGGCGCCCGCCGCCGCCCCUCUUCCCGGUGCUCAGAAUAAACGUUUCCAAAGUGGGAA
This is a messenger RNA of Symphalangus syndactylus (siamang), 960 nucleotides long. It is a transcript of the gene APOA1, whose product is annotated as apolipoprotein A1. The record is from RefSeq and is a predicted model, not a curated record. Gene Ontology annotation, biological process: phospholipid efflux; lipoprotein metabolic process; acylglycerol homeostasis. Gene Ontology annotation, cellular component: low-density lipoprotein particle; extracellular vesicle; very-low-density lipoprotein particle. NCBI's taxonomy places the organism in Eukaryota, Metazoa, Chordata, Mammalia, Primates, Hylobatidae. Gene Ontology annotation, molecular function: phosphatidylcholine-sterol O-acyltransferase activator activity; phospholipid binding; cholesterol transfer activity.